AUGGGUAAUACUCACUUAGCGGUGGAAAAUGGAUUACCUGCUCUUGAUAUCGACUCGGCUUCGACUUUGACACACGAUGUCCCAUCUCGAUGCUCAUCUAUGUGCAGAGAGAAGAGAACCACCGAAACAGAAAGACAGCAAUCGCUCGGUCUGGCACAUGACUUGCAUAUCAUAAGAGAUAAAACCACGUUCGAGAAGGCCCAUAACGCUCAAGGGGUGGCCAACUAUAACUCCAUGGCACCAUUCACGAAACAACCACUCCGAAGGCGCUUACAGUCUCUUUUUUCGUCUGGUGGCAAACUCCAGCCAUUCCGGCUGCUGAAGCAAGACGUUUCGAACAUUAAGAAGCGAUAUGUAUCGGAUUGGACUCUCUUCAAUCAGUUGGUUUUUGCGAGCGCUGUCUAUGUCUUCUUCACCAAUAUACUCCCAGGAAUUACUUUUGCUGGUGAUUUACACGUGUUAACGGGCAUGACUUGGGGAACGAUUGAAGUGGUUUUCAGUACGGGAUUAUGCGGUAUAAUAUUCUCGUUAUUUUCCAUCCAACCACUCACUAUUCUAGGGGUCACUGGACCAUUUUCUGUUCUGGCCGAAAAUAUUUACGAGCUCUGCGAGACGUCCUUUCAAGUAGACUUUCUCUCCUUAAUGGCAUGGUCGCUCAUCCACGCUGGUUGGAUGCAUUACUUGCUAGCAAUAUUCAACGCUCACGACUGGACCAUGCAAUACGUGACAACAUUCAGUGGCGAUAUCUUCUCCCUACUGAAUAGUGUUAUUUAUUUUCACAAGGCAAUUCAAGAACUGCAAAGGAACCACGCUGCUGUUUCCUUUGCUUCUUUUCUGUACUCUGUUAUCGGCGCAGUUGGCACUUUCCUACUUGCAGUAACUUUGUCUACGGCCAACAGUUGGAAACCGCUGUUCCAUCGAUAUUUUCGAAUGGGCUUGUCUGAAUAUGCUGCUGCAAUUUCGAUUAUCCUUUUCAUUGGCAUACCUCAUAUUGGUGAACUUGCCACAUUAGACAAGCAAACAUUGGUGGUCCAGACAACUUUUAGACCGUCGAGUCCCAGUAGGGACGUAUUCUUUGUUCGAUUUUGGGAGCUUCCCGUUGAGUGGGUGUUCCUAGCCAUGAUACCCGGAGCUAUCAUCACCGUACUCUUCUAUUUCGACCAUGAGAUCAGUAGCAUCAUUUGUACCAUUGAUCGCUAUGGGACUAAGAAGCCAGGGGGGUUCGCGUGGGAUAUUGUGUUGCUAGGCACCACAACAGCGCUCUGUGGAAUACUUGGGAUCCCACCCGCUAAUGGUCUUUUACCUCAAGCACCUCUCCAUUCAGAGUCGCUGCUCCAUUCCGUAGCGGCUGAAACCCACGUCCAGGACGAGUCAACGGCGCAGGGCAAGGUGGAAGUGGUGGAGAGGCAAGAAAUAUAUGAGCAACGCUGGUCGCCAUUUUUGCAAGCUGCUGCAAUACUCGUCUUCGUCUCGCCGCCCUUCCAGCACGUCCUAGGUCUGACACCGACAUCAGUUCUAGCUGGCCUGUUCCUUUUCAUGGGAGAGCAAUCCCUAGCUGUGAAUCCUAUAUUAUAUAGAUUUUUCUAUAUCCUCACACCGCCGUCUGAAUUACCACCCUUGCCGAAAGGUGUACCAAGUUAUUGGGGGAUCCAUGGAUUUACAGUGGUUCAAAUAUUAAUGACAGGAAUCAUUUUUUACGUCACCUUGACAACCGCGGCUCCUGCAUUUCCCAUUAUCAUAAUCGCUCUCGUUCCAGUAAGACUACUGGUUAUGAACAGAGUCUGGGGAAGAGAAACGUUGAGAUUUGUUGAUGCUUGGGCAUGCAAAAACGGUACACCAGAAGACGACGAGGACGAAAGGAAUAGAAUCACGGGACACAACCGCUCAAACUUUGAGAAUGAGCAAGAUAGAAGCGAAGGCAUUGUGGGAGACCAUCAUGUCUAG
Messenger RNA from Glarea lozoyensis ATCC 20868, 1944 nucleotides. Its product is annotated as anion exchange protein, putative. Gene Ontology annotation, biological process: transmembrane transport; monoatomic anion transport; borate transport. The record is from RefSeq and is a predicted model, not a curated record. Gene Ontology annotation, cellular component: fungal-type vacuole; plasma membrane. The transcript is spliced from 3 exons. Lineage: Eukaryota; Fungi; Ascomycota; Leotiomycetes; Helotiales; Helotiaceae. Gene Ontology annotation, molecular function: borate efflux transmembrane transporter activity; solute:inorganic anion antiporter activity. The coding region runs from base 1 to 1944 and encodes 647 amino acids.